Aaosphaeria arxii CBS 175.79 is the source of this 3894-nucleotide messenger RNA. RefSeq lists its product as uncharacterized. Lineage: Eukaryota; Fungi; Ascomycota; Dothideomycetes; Pleosporales. The transcript has 4 exons. Gene Ontology annotation, cellular component: prospore membrane. Bases 252 to 3710 code for a protein of 1152 amino acids. The record is from RefSeq and is a predicted model, not a curated record. Gene Ontology annotation, biological process: ascospore-type prospore membrane formation; protein localization to prospore membrane.
CCUCCUACAACUUAUUUGCUUAACCUCACCCUCAACCUCCACCUCUGCUUCUCCCUCUUCUCCUCCUCCUCCUUCCUUUUCCUUAUUCUUAUUCCCAUUCCCUUUAAUCAUGUUCCAUCCUUAAUAAAAACAUCCACAUUAACAUCAACUCAAUCAUUUCAUACCCUCUCUCGCUCUCAAUCUUGUUGUUUAAUGUCUUGAAUCCUCACCACCACCAUACCACCACCUCCCUCCGCCUCAAAUCACAUCCAAUGACAACACCCCAAUCGCAUUCCUGGCAGCACCAGCACCAGCAGGCUAAUCUCGCUCCUCUUCCUCCGGAUUCAUACACUGCCCAACUCCUCCAACAUGCCACCCCCGAUCAUAUCUACCUCACCUCCCGUCGCUUCUUCAUCGGUCCUAUCCCGGAAGGAUGGCUGAAAACGAACCGACGCGACUGGUACAAACACCAUCUGCACAUCAAUUACUCCUCCCGCGCCGCCACCUUCUCUGCAGACCCAACCGAUUCUCGAAACCGCCGCCUCAGUGGCCACGACGGCCCAAGCUCCUCCGCCCUCUUCCAACGCAGCUUCCCUCAGCCGGAGGACCUAUCGGCGGAGGAUGAGGAUAACGACAACGAGAAUAACAAGGACGGAACAGACGAUAAGCGCAUAGAAAAUGGCGUGUCAUCAUCGGCUUCUGCGACAUUGGAAUCUCCCCCAGCGAUACAGAUCCCCCGUGGAUCCGACAACAAGGAUGACGUCAUUGUGGACGAUGAUGCCACAGAGUACCUAGAUGCUCUCUCAGAGCCCGAAGACGAGCCGGAGUCGAACGAAGAUGACGGUGGACACGCAAAUACAAGCAAGCAGCCGCUAAGCAAGUCAACCUCGGAAUCAACCGACAAGCAGACGUUGGUUCAGGCAAGCAGCGCCGGUGCAGCACAAAACGCAAGCCAGCCCCAGGCAAGUGGAUUACAAGUUCCUACCGGUCAAGACGAUGGACAAACGGCGUCAGUGAAACGGCCCGUAUCCACCGUGGCGAGCGACAAUGGCGAGGCUUAUGGCUUCGCCAUUGAUGAGCCCUCGGUCGUCGUCGCAUCCAACGAGCCUUUGCUUCGUAAGACUGACUCCAUCAAGGAUCGUCCCGUCACGAGUCAUAAGUCAUCUACCAGGAAUAUUGUGACAAAGGCCAAACGACGCGUAUCUCGACAACAGUCCAAUGAUCCUACAACAUCUUCGGACCGGACCGAGAACGGCCUAUCACGAAAGAAGACAAACCUACGCAACCUGGUGACAUUUGAUGUCCCCGAGGAUUCUCGACGUGCAGAGGUUCAGCUCAAGGCCAAGGCUGCUCAGCUAACCAUUCAACGUGCCUCGACCAGAUUGCGGCGGCAAAAGAUCCAAGACGGACUUGUGGUCAAGAUGGAGCGUAUGCUGGUCCGCGUCGAUGCUGCUGGGAAGGACGUACCGGAUGAAUUCGAUGAGAAUGCCAACCAAAAGAUCGACUCUCGUGUCAAGGAAAAGUGGCGGGAGUAUCUGGUCGUUUGCAGACAUUCAAACACUGACGACGCAGACUUCAUUCUCCAGAUGUACAAGACCAGGGUGAUCCCCGAAGUCGAGCAGAAAGACAAGGGCAAAAGAGCCACCUUUCAGAUUCCUCUGUCCCGUAAGAAGUCGAGAGUAAACAUGUAUUCCUCCCUGGACAAAUCAGUGGUGGUUUGGGAGCCAGUCAGCCGAGGAACACAGAUCUUCAUAAUGCAGGCACGCACGGCGUCUAAUGCUGUCGAAUGGUAUACCUUCCUGCGAAACAUUCUCGGUUGGAGACGAUCUACUAGUUUGCAGAUCAAUAUACCAGACCUUAGCGUCAGCUUACACAUUCAAGACCCUUUCAAGAAUUUGGAAGCAUUCCAAAACGAGGCGCAGGAAGCCGAGGGCUCAUCCACGGAAGAAGCCAUCUUGCGCACCAUGCAGGCAGAGCAAGCCGUGGCUCAGAAUCUGAUCAAGCGAUGUUUGGAGCAAUUGGAGCACCUUCCCGAAUGGGCGGACGUUUUGGAUUCCUGGAUCAAGGAUCAGCGUAUAGGUCUGGCCUGGAAGCGCUACGACCGGCUUGAAUGGAUCCAUGGAGCAAACGAACGUAAAAUGUACGGCACGAUUGCGAUGCAGAAGUCCCACGAACUUGAGCUGCGCCCGAAGACUCACUAUCCCACCACUGCCGUGACUCGCAAGAAACACAAGACCUUGGUUGAACCAGUACCCGUGGAAGGCUUCCUCAUCCGGCUCACUGGUCAGAAAGGCAGGUCGCAGCGAAUGGGCCUGCUCUAUCAUAAACGCCUCUAUUUCGCUACCCACGACCAAUACCUCGUCUUCUCACGGCCGUCGAAAUCCACACCGCCUCCGCCUCCCAGGCUUCCAGCUUCGCGAGACGCCCAGGUGCCUAGUUCGCAGGCCGUGGCCCAGGACGUUCCAGAAAGCUGGGCUGUGAAUCCAUUUCCUGUCGAUCAACAGCGCAUUGAGUGGUUGAUGGAGGGUCACACGGGUACGCCAGAGACUAGACGACUCCACGACGAGGAUGCUGCAGACGAAGCAGAGCGAAAGCGCCAAAAUCUUCUUGCUUGCGACGGAUACAUCGACAUGGCCGACAUCAUCAAGGUCCGCAAGGCAAAGAAAGGUGCAGAUCCGGUCGAUGAGGUAAUUGAGGAUGGCUCCGAUAUCGACUUUGAUGAGGAGGUGGAGGACUCUACCAGAGAGGAUGGAGCGACAAGAGACCUUGACCUCGAACGAACCUUUGAGCUUGUCAUGCGCAACGGUUUAAUUAUUCGCUUGCAGGCCGCAAACAAGACACGUCGAAAAGAAUGGAUUAAGCAUCUCCGUGCCCUCGCCAAGUAUUGGAAACAUCGGACGGCAUCGGACAUCAACUUGUUCAAACGUACCCGAAAUCGAAACUUCAAGGUCUUGAACAUUGACGAAGAAGCCGAGGCUUAUGUCGGUCAGUUUGCCAGGAAAUGGGAGGUCACGCAGUCAUACGCUUGCCCGGAGCUGUAUAAUCUCUGCGGGAUUGCCUGCUGUCGUAGCAUCCACCUGAGCGGACUUCUCUACCGUAAACCAAGGAUCCAUGCGCCUUUCACACGCUGCAGUGUCAUGUUAACGGCAGGAAACCUUGUCAUCUUUCAAGAUGUGUUGAGGAGUAGAGUCGGCAAGCAGCUUGCCCAUAUCCAUCAUGAGCGCAUAGCGAACCUGGACCUGAAGGAUUGUUAUGUGUACUCGGGUUUCUUGACCGAAUCGGAUUUGCUGUACCAGAACCAAACAUUCGAUGCCAACAAGCCUGGCCAUCAUGCUCUCCCUCGUAUCUAUCUCGAAGAUGGUUGGACAUCCACGGAUGAAGACGUAAUGACGACCUUCGUUGUCUGGCACGGGAAGAGUAAGUCCUGGUUCAGAGCAGAAGAGGGCGCUGGCGGGGGCUUUCAGCAUGCCAACGAGAGUCGGAGAAAGAAGUUGAAACGUGUGGCGAAGCUGGGGAGUAAGGGAAGGAGUGUUGUCUUCCGAGCCAGAAGUCGAGCCGAGCGAGAUCACUGGGUUUUAGCGAUCCAGAACGAGAUCGAGAGGGUGCAGGCCUCAAUGGGUCAGGAUUUCAGGAUCGAGGAGGCGCAGGGUGGGAACAAGGCGAGUGCAGGUGAUGACGGCAACGGCACUGUUCCCAGAAGCACAGCUGGGGAAGAAAACGGACAGGCGUAAACGUCGAGGAUCAUAUUCUCACUUUCUUCGGAUUACUUUUCGUGCAGCAGAUAUCGAGAUACCAUACACCUGUGUCCACACGUAAUAUCGUCUUGUCGCAGUGCAGUGAUUGUUGUUUCCAUUAGCAAAGGUUCAUAGCGUUGUCUUCUACAGAAUAGAGUACAUACAUAAAUCUAGUUCUCCC